Pocillopora meandrina is the source of this 20589-nucleotide messenger RNA. NCBI's taxonomy places the organism in Eukaryota, Metazoa, Cnidaria, Anthozoa, Scleractinia, Pocilloporidae. The record is from the annotation of a GenBank genome assembly.
AUGGACCGAGUGUACCCUGGGCACAACUGUCCUCCUUAUCAACCAAAAUGGCGGUGGAAUAACAAUCAGCGAGGUGGAAACAUGGAAAAGAAGGAUUCAGAUUAUCAUGAUAAUUUCUUUGCGAGUUUGAACCAACUCAUACUAAGCUUAGAGCCUGCCAUAAAGGAAGCAGGAUCGGUCUCCGCAGCGGAAGACAUUUUAGCGCACUUGGAGGCAACAGACGAAAAUUUCCACAGGUUUGAACCCAAAUACUCUAAUCAAGCUGCUGUGUUCGUUCUCAGUUCAUCCUACUAGUAUUUUGUAUCGUAGAAUGGAUUUUACUAACAAGAAUGAAGUAGAACUUGUGCAGUCUUAACUGAUAGCGUUUGAUAAAUUUUGAGUCUAUCUUCCUUUUUUCAAACACAUCCAUUAAAAAUUACGGUUUUGACCAAAUUGCGGGAAAACACUGCUGUAUCUUGUCAGUUUAAAAAACGAAAUUGUGAAAAUAUCUCUUAAAAUAAAACUAAAUUUUGAGUUUUCUGUUUGGUAGGAUGUUAACAGACCUGAAUUUUUUUUAUGCAAACGAAAGAAUAAAGGUGUCUGCCAGAUUUUUAAUAUUGAUAGACAAAUCGCCUUGUGCGUGGUGGAAAAGUGUGAGAAUUUUAGUCUAAAAAUUGAUACAUGGCUGAUUAGCUGACUGACUGACCAAUCGGCCGACUGACUUAUUUAAAAACUAUGAGACUGACUGAAUUAUUAAAAUGAAUGUUUAAAUUUUAUUGAUUGAUUUAAUGAUUGAAAGGUUGGUUGAAUAUUUAAUGCUAGAACCUUUUCUGACUUGUAUGUUGUUGUUAUUAGAUAUGACUUUGUGCGUCAACUAAGGAGUCGUAUUGACACAACUCUAACACCACUCAUUGACAAGAAAUUGGAACAACUGACUGGCAGGGAGGGGGACAGGAACAAUUCAGUGCCAACCAUAACUGAGGAGAUUAUAGCCUCACCUGAGUAAGUUACACAAAGAAAUGUAGACAGAAAGAAGAAAAACAACUGUUUAAACUAGUGUAUUGAAUAUGGAAAAGAAUCAACAUAUAAAUUUCCAAAGCUAAACCAAGAUAUUUAAAAUUUCCAGUGUGUCAAUCAGUAAAACCAAAUUAGCACAACAUCCGACCAGUGCAAAGAAGAAUUUUAUGAUGAAUAAGUGGUUACACAUAGUAAACCAAGUAAACAGCUGUUGGAGCAUGAAAAUGCAAAUUAUGAAGAGAGAGUGUUGUGACUUACUGGAUCAAUCUUUACACAGGGCAGCUCUGCAAACCCACUGUUAUACCCAAUAAAAUUUGACUAUCAGUUAAGAAUUUGCCUAAAAUAUACAAACAAAUCUUGUAUACAUGGGGACAUGAAUUGCUAAUCAUAUGUAGAGUUUUCUUUGAUUAAUUGACCAAUUUAUAUCCCUUGAGAUGGCAAUGUGUUUUAAUUGUUAUACAACUUAUGUGUUACAGGUUUGUUAACCUUCAGCAGUCAAUUUUAGCUGAUACAAAAGAUGCAGUUAAUGCUUUGGUGAGAAAAACUUCAGUGUUCUUGAUAGCCAUUUAAUUGUUUACAAAAAGUAUAAACAUUUAAUAGUUUAUAAUAAGUAUUUUGUACAUUUUCUUAAAUUAGACCUUAAUGUUACUUUUUAGAUUCAAAGUUUCUCUCAAAAUCCUGGCCUUCGUCCGUCUGACUAUGAACUCACAGAAAACAGAGGCAGACUCCAACCUUUUAGAUUAUCACUGGAUUCCAGUGAUGAAGAUUCAUCUAUGUCUUCCUCUUUUGGACAGGUAUGUUUUCCAGACUUAAUCCUUUGAAUCCUAAAAUCAGAUCAUUAAUUCUCUCUUCAAGCUGCUCCACAUUUCCUUGUAAACUAGUAACGAGAAUUUGGUGGAAGAUCACAUAUUCUACCAGUUAAGUUUCAUUGAUCUAAUUUUCUUUUGUCUGGAUAAUGAAUGGAUAUUAUAGGGAGAAAUAACAUGUUUAUCAACUCUGGGAGUUAAAGGGUUAAGUAGGUGAAUAUUGUAAAAUAUUCCACUUGACUUUCUCUUUGGGAUUCUGCAUUUGAAUGUGAUAGUUUUGGUGUAUCUCUUGUUUUACUUUAGGCUGGGUACAUGUUUAACAUGUCACCUGAGAAAUUCACUGAAAUUGCAGAGAAUUUAGAUCCAGAUAAACCUCUUCAUGUGAGUAGAAUUUUGUGUGUUUAUAAUCCUUUUAUGUUCUUACCUGAUAAAUUAAACACUUGUCUGGAAUUUAGAAUACUUCCAAAGCUUUAUGUUAACACAUGAUUAAGAGAAAUUUCAGUUUCACAAGGAAACUUUAGAAAGACAUGUUACAGAGUCACUUACACCAUCAUCAGAUUUAUGUAUUGAGAUGUUGCUUUUGUUUUUACAUGUUACAUGCAAUUAUAUUGUAAUUUUAAAUUGAGUCAUAAUAUUAUUUUGAAACUAGUACUGUUAAAUUAGUUGAAGUAAACAAUAGUGUAUAUGAAUCUAACACUGGGAAAGCAAAUAAAAAACAUUAAAUAUAUAUAUAUAUAUGGAAACAAAAUAUAUUGAUUAUGUUGCAAUCAAGCAUUCUGCUCAGGUUGCAAGCAGCCAUUAUUACACUCUCUCCUUCAAUUUUAGUCAAUGAGUUGUUUUGGCUGAGCCUAGAAUCUAAGGCACUCAGCUGAACAUUUUUGCUUACAACCUAGAAAAUUACACAAGUGCUUUUUAACGUGAGAAUUUUUGUUUGACAGUUAUAAUUUGCUUCCAAAUCUAUUUACAGGUACGGAUAAAUGCAUUAAGCACACUCUACCAGUUUCCAUUGUCAGAUGAACUCACUAGUAAAAACUCAGAAGGAAUUAGAAAAGGUCUAUUGGCUGCAUUAGCUGAUGAGGAUGAACAGCUAGCAGUAUGUGAAUUCCUCAUUUAAUUUUACUACCUUGCGUUCUGAACCAUUAAUAACUUUUCUUUCUUUAAAAUAAAUUGAUUUAAUUUUCCUACAGGAAAAAAGUCUUAAGUUUCAUGCCAGGAUGUUCAUGGCCUCAUCUGCUCAUGUCACAAAGGAGAUCUACACUUGCUUAGGUCAGAAUUGUUACUGAAAAAAGUGUCAUGAUUUUUGUUUGCACUCUUUUGCUUAAUGCUUUGAAUAGAGUGGCUGUGAAUAAUUAUCCAUAAGAACUGAACUGUGUAUGGUCUCAUAAACAAAGACGAUUCUCCUAAAGCAAUAAUUUUUUUCACUCUUCUUUCAGCUGAGCACCUGGAGUCUUACUUUAGCGAUACUCAUCGUCAUCGUCUAAACAUUGAAAAUGGUCUAGAUGUGUCAACAAGAAAUAACCAGCGAUUGCUUAAAAGGGUUUGUUUUCCUUUUUUGAUCAUGGUUUAACAGCUGAUAAUAUACAAGACUACACAGCAAUUUUUUACAUGUUGUACAUCAUAAAAGAAAUUAAAACAUAUGUGUUCCUCUGAGAUUACUGUACCUGGCUUACUAACUUUGUUUUUUUCUUUCGGUUACAGUUUAGGCUGCUGAAUGAAUUUCAGCAUGAAGUUGCCUCUUUUUGGAUCAGAUAUCCUGAAUGGUAUGUUAUUUACCUAAUUGUAUGCAGUGCUAACUUGUAAGUGAUAGAUUACUCUGGCUAGGUGCCUAAGAGAGGUGCCCAGGAGAUAGCCCCAUAUUCUUCUUGGAUACUGUCCCACUGAAGAAGAUCAAGGAUACUUACUAAACCCCCCCAAUGAUCUGUACCACAUGGGAGGGUAUGAAGAGGAAAUAGCCUUGUAAAGUUGGUGGGGAAACCUGAGAGUAACCAAAACAAAAGUAUUGAUACAUACUCAGCAGGAAAACAAACCCACCAGUCCUGAAAACAUCAGUAUGUCAAUGUCCAAGCACAUGUUGGACUUCAAGUGCUCCUUGUUAGCAUAGGUUGGACACUUAUCUUUACCAAGAUUUCUCUAAUCCCCUGUUAAUUUAUUGCAGGUUUCUUGAGUCAGUCCUUGGUAGUACUUUUAAUCUAUUCUCCGCUAGUUCUGAUCCAGAGUUUGGUGCUUCUGUGCUGCAGUACAUGACACCUUUGCAUUGUCUUGCCCUAGUUGAUCCAAAGGCUACCUGGUUUAAAAAAUGGAUGGUGAGUUAAUAUGCUGCUUGGAAUCAAACUGACUGUAGUUUGAAUCAUGGUGAUAUGUAUACAAGAUAGGGUUUGAGAUUAUGACAGGGUUUGAGGGAGAUAUAAUGAUGUAGCCUGCAGAGCAGGCAUAAUUUUGGCGAGCAAGUGCUCAGUAUUUUCUUAAUUAAAAAUUAUGGCUGCCAUCUUUGAUUUUAAUGGAAGUGGCAGGCAAGGGAGGUAAAAAAUAAGGAGAGGGGCAGGAGUGGGGGAGUGAAGAUAAUGCCCUUCCCCUGUCUCCUACCCCCACAGUGUCCACUCUAACUCCAAAUCAAACAUGGCAGGUUGGAUAAAUAAUUGCAAGCUUGUAACAUUAGCUCACCCUAACAAGACACCUGUAGAGCAGGCUAAUAAUGAUGAGGAGCUUGAGGGGGUAGGGAGAGGGACAGACCAACCCUGUGUGCCCACUUGCUUGUUGUUGUAGAAGAUUAUUAAUGAUAAUGACUUCGUUUAUUCCACCAUUGUAAAGAAAUUUAGAAGAAACUACUUUGACUACAUUAUGUGUAAAUUCACACCUGAUAGUUUUAAAACUGACAGAAUGUUCUAGUUUUUAUUAAUGUGAUUUUAAGUUCUAUGUGAUCUUAUAAUAUCCUUAGUAUCUUGUUAUUUUAGUAUUUUAAAUGUCUGUUAUUAGAAAUAUUGUAAUUCAGUUUCUUAGAGCCUUAAGGGAGAAUACAGUCUUGACUACAAUUGUGCACCCUAUUGGAAUAUUCUUGCCUAACCACAGAAAAAAGGAAAAACUGUAGACAUACUACAACAUGCAAUCAGUCUUGUACAUCACCAUGAGUGUCUAAUUGAUCACUGAUUACAACUGCUUAUUUCUUAGCAUGGUAAUUACAGUAGAACAGUCGCCAUCAGGGAAGUGAAGAAGCACCCCUCUUUGGUAAGUGAGAAAACAGUGAAGGUAAUUUAGGUGUUAUCGAUUUCCUAAUUCUUAUGUUAUGGAGGUCUUUGUUUUUGUUUCAUUUUGUGACUAUAUUUUUUUAUAUAUGUAGUGUAAUACCAACUAACCAAGACAGUGACUAAUUUUUGUUACUUGUUUUUUAGUUAGUAGAUGCCAUAAGCCACUGUAUUGACUUCUCUAGGACAUGUAAAACCCUUCAAUCCUUGGAAAUGAUGGAGCUUAAUGAACAGCAAAGAGGUGAAUUGGUUGUUUUCAUCAAAGUUUCCCCCUUUCGUGGCAUAUUUUGUUUAUUAGAGUGUUGGUUCAAGCUGGUGUACCCAAGCAAUGUUUUUUAACUUUUAAGCAACUUCUACUUUCUUUUAAAAACCCUGAACAUGGUGUUUACUUUUGAAAGUGAUAGGCUGUGAGAUGGGUUAGACCUGUAUCAAUCUGGGAACCUGCUUCUGUUUUUUAAAGGACUACAGACAGUACCUGCAGUCACGUACAGGUUUCUCAGUCAGAAACAUAUCAGAAGAUGACUGCCCAUUAACAAGAGAAUAUGUUAUGUGGCACCUUUAAGUCAGAAUAGUAAACAGCAUAGGCUGUCAAAUUUGGGUGAAGAAUCUGUGCAGCAACUGCCAAAUUCUUCCAUAUCAGCUUCCCACUGAAGUGGUCCACCAGAUCAGUCCAUUCAUUCAGAAAAUUGUACUAUUUAUCAGAGCUUUCCCACCAAAUUAGUCUAUUGCUGAAUGUUGUUCACUUGUACAAAGCUCAAGGUCAAAAUCUCAAAUAAAGGUCCCAAUUUGUUUUACAAUCAACUUACCUGUGGGUCGUCAGUUCUGAAUGAUGAUGGUCAGCAGCUGUAGAGAAAUGUGCCAAUAAAACAAGGAUGAGAUGCAGAGGAAAGGGGCUCAAUGGCACAAUUUUUAACAUGAUAAUCAUGGAUACUCUGGUGAUUUUUACACAGAUGAUGACAGUGAUGGGUUGUUUUAUACUUCACAAGACCUUGAGUAUAUAUACUUUGUUCACUCUCUUUGUCUUUUGGGAAGAGUUCUUCUCUACAGUGGUGGCAGAGCAUUGUUUCCUGUCAUACUGCCAGAUACAGAUGGUAGGAUACACUAUAUACUCUUAUUAUUUAUUGGUAAAUUUGCUCAACAAAGAGUUCUAAAUUAGUAUUUGUUCAAUAUUUCUCCACAAAAAUUUUUUUUUAGGUCAAUAUAGACCAAACCAUGGCAUUUCCACCAAGGAAAUUUGUUUUUUCACAAUAUUUUUGUCAAAUAUUUCCAGUUGAUUUGAAGGAAGGGCUUCAAAACCAGAACUUGUACCUUUGACAUGUGGAACCACGCUUUUGUUUCCUUCAACAAAAAAAUGUUAGCUUUUUUAGUUGUAAUGAAUCUGAUGAAUAUUUUAAUGUUUGCUAAAUUUCUUAUUGACCUCUUGUCAGGGAGAACUGAAACUAAAACUGAACUUCUUUUUUUAACUUUAUUUUUCUUUGUAUUUCAGAAACAGUAACAAUCUCAAGUUUGUUAGUGGCAUUGAUAAGAAUCAUGUGUACAGCUCUGCCAAACUCUAAUGAAAAGACUGUAUUAGAUGGUAAGACCAAUUUACUUUAUCUGGGCGAAUUGUUCUUCUUGAAUGAGCUCUUAUUUUAUGUGUCAACGUUAGAUUUUGCUCUUCUUUAAAUCCCCACUACAGUUCAGUUUCAUCCUGGUUACCUGGUUUGUGAUGUGCUGAAGAAGCUUGCCAGUUGUACUAAUGCCAGUAAAGAGUGUCUCUGUAAAGUCAGUAUAUUUCGAAUUUUUUUUACUCCAUCUAGUGUUUCUAGCUUAAUUUGUGGGUGACAGUGUCAAUUGCGAUCAUUUUGCGGAUUUCUUUGCAAUGGUUUUUGCUGAAGCACUAUGUCUCGGGGUAAUGAGUUUGGAAAGAGGCUGUUACUUCACUGAAAAUAAGAAAAAGAAAAUAUUUUGCGUCCUUCCCUCUUAGAUCAACUUGUCCAAUAAAGUGGCAAUCAAUUAAAAAAUUAAAAUGUCCUGUAAUCUGUAAUUUAAGUUUUUUGUUUGUUUGUUUGUUUUACAGGAUGUAAUAACAACCAGUCUUUUGUCGCCUGUACAGGCCUGGCUUGACGUAAGUGAAAAAAAGAAGCUAGUUGAAGACAUUACUUUCCAUAAAACAGAUUUCUUGAUUUCUGAAAAGAAAAGUGCAUUUGUGUUGUUUUGUAUAUCAGGGCAUAGACAGUUGUGAUAGUGCCGAUGCUGAGAACACUCUGCUGUUUGUAGCUGAUGUUUUAGCCACUUUAGCUGCCUCAGAAACUGGUCAAAGACAGCUGCUGUAUGGAGAGGCACAAGACAGAUGGCAGAGAAGCAGGUAAUAUUUAUUGCCCUUUUCAAAGCGGAUUGUUGCAAGAGAUUUAACUGAUGAAACAAGGGAUUAAUUCCGACGAUGGAGAGCGCUGAAGCGAUGAUGAGCGCGACAAUUCGCCUUUGCACCGCUGAUCUUGUUCCGCCAAUCAGGUUGGCUGGGUACGCGGCACCAUAUGAGCGAGGAAAAAUGUUGCGCUGUGAUUGGCUGAUUUUCAACAGCAAUAAUCACCACCAACAGCUGGUGCAUUUUGGUCCUUGCUGUUUUGUUGAGCUGUGCUUACAGAGGAGCGACAUGCUCCAGAGGGUCUUGCACUAACUAUAUUUAAUGAUAUACAUUAGAACUGACUUCAUUGUGAGUCAAACUUAUUACAACAAGGUCUUUUUUCCAUAUUGAACUUGUUAAAAGUAAAAAACCUCUGAUAGUUGUCUUUUACAUGAUAAAUUUUAUUACUCGAGUCCUUUUAAAAGUUCGGUAUAUUUAAUUUGUUGUAGGAUGAUCCUUUCGAAAAGCUUUUGUGCUUUUAACAUUUUAUGACAUCUUAUUCCAAGUGCAUUGCAAUGUAGUGUCAUGUAAAAUUAAACAGUUCUAAAACUAUUGAGUCACAAGAUAGCGGAACUUGACCUUUAGCAGUAAUAUUUUUGUCCUCAAUGAACUGAAACCUUGUGUUACAACCUGACUCAAAAGAAAAUUUUCUUAUUAAGAUUUUACUUUCCACUUACACCGCGUCCAGGUUUUCUCCAGCUCACACCAUAGCGAAGUUUGCCAAAAAAGCCUUGUUACAAAGACUUCCUGGCGGAACACCGCCCAAAACGGCGAUUUCUGGCUUCGUAUUCGUCUGUCGUCAACUUUACAGCACGUGUGAUGGACUUAUGGUGCUCAAUCCUUAUGAACUUCAUCAGUGUGUAGCGAACGCCUGGAUUAAGGUGAAUGUGUCUUGUCAGAAAGUCGGUUGGCUCAGAUAGUCAGAUGUUUUCUGGAGCAUCAGAUGCAAGUCAAUGCCGUGUGUUUUGAAAUAGUUUUCCUUAAGUUUCUCUGGGACCGUAACUGAAUGUUUUCCUAGGACAUAUUCAUUCUAGUUCUGUGUCUUUUGUGGGUCAGCGUAUACUUAAGACGUCGCUGAAGUGUGGAAAACGCUACAACUUUGUCUCGAGUGUUCCUUGGAAAUGUUCACAGUGCUUAUUCUGCUAGCGCUGAAAUUAUUACUAGCGAACUGUCGGGAAGGACAUAACCCUAUAACAAUUUUCACAUGAACUUAGGUAGGCUUGUGCUAAAACGCUUUGUUCUGAUUUUUUUCAGGUACACGAGCCAGAAUCCCCAACUGAGGCAGAAUUAGCUUCUGACGAAACACAGCAGGAUUUCAUUCAAGACGAGGAAAUGUAAGAGCUCACACGAUUUUUGUAUUUCUUUUCGUUGCCCAGCUCGUUUUUCUUCGCGUUGAGAAGUUCAAUUUUUGGUAAUUUCAUUUCAGACUUGUGUGGGAAAGUUCGCUGGUUGACAAUCUGUUAAAUUUUGCCGGUACACCGAAAGGAUUGCUACUUCUUCAACAAACUGGAAAAAUGAAUGAAUGUGUGGCGUUUAUGAAUGAACGAUACAACAAGAAACUGCAGGUAUAAAAAAGGUUCUUAAAGAAAAAAAAGGUCUUUUCCCCAACUUUGACCGUCAAAUAUGUUACAAAGUCAACAAACUGAAAUAUGUCAACAAACAUGUUCUCAAUCUUAAAUCUCCUAUACCACUGAGGCCAGUGAUAACAGUGUAGUCUACGUCUUUAAAGACUUUGUCGUUGCCUGUGCUUUUAAAGCAAAAGUAAGGAUACACUUACUUUACAAGGUCUUGAUAAGCUUAUGCUAACGAACUCUACAGUCUGAAGUGAAGACAUUGCAUGAAAUAAUUUACAUAUGCUUAUACUUGUGAAUAAUUCCCUGUUCGCACCAAUUUAAUCAAGUUUUAUUAAAGGUAAGUUACAUGCGUAUUGCGCGUGUACGUCACAUGUUUUAUGGUAUAUUUACGUACAUUUUUUACGCCUGUAAUGUAAAAAUUUAACAGCCCUUUUCUGUGUUCCAUGGUUACCAGUUGUCAUCUUUUUUUGACUUGAUGAUAACGUUAAGGUACCAUGGAAAAGUCAUCGACCUUUUAAUUCAGCUAUUUCAGCUUUUUAUAAUGUUCUUUAUCGAGAAUCUUUUUCAGUUCGCAGUUUAUAGUAGAUAAAUACUGUGUUAAAAGACCCUUAUAUCCGCUUGUUAAAGCUAUGAAACCAUAUGCUCUACUUACGCGGCGUCUUUCAAAACUCUUGUACAGUCGAACCCGUAUCAAGCGGUGACCCUGUAUUAAGCGGUCGGUUUUCAAACUCCCCAAUUUUUUCCACUUAAUGACUGUAUUAAGAGGUCACGUCUAUUAAGCGGUCGCGGUCACCCUUUACUAAGUACUGUUUGUAUUGUUCUCCACCGAAAUCAGUCAAAUGAAACUACAAAUAAUCUUUCAAGUCAAACUUAAUCCAUGCUUAUCACCCAAAAUCAAUGUGAUUGGUAUUUUUGAGCGAAUUUUUGUAAAUUAGUGGGCAAUUGUGGCAAAACAUGACUUUUUUUAUGAUACUCCUAUUCUUUAGCACCUGUAAUAAGCGGCCACCCCGUUAUUCCCCACAGGUGAUCGCUUAAUACAAGUUCGACUGUUUUAAUUGUUUAGGUUAGUAAGUGCGAAAAGUUUGGUUAUGGGCUGAUGGUGACACAGAUAGCUGCUACUGCGCCUGGCAUGGUUGCACUGGAAAAUAGGGGUAAGUAGAAAGAAAAGUUGCAGUUACGUCGAUGCAACAGCUCCACUCUUUUCAGUAUCACCAUAAAGUGGCGGAGAAUAUAUCAGUCCUUUUUCCCCAUUUUAAUUGGCACUCUUUUCUUCGUUUCAAGACUAAUUUUCUUUGGAUUGUAAAGAUGUGUCAGUGAUCGAAACAAAGAUGGAUAAAUCUUCAUUUGUUGUAGUUCAUUUCUAAAUUUUUGUUAAUCCGGUCAUAAGCGCCCUCCGAUAUAACCACCUCCGUUUAAGCCAAGCUUAAACCCCAGACGAAGUUGCAUAAGACAAGCGCUUGUAAGCUGAAGUUAGUCAUGAAUCUGUCGCAUAUCAGAGGGGAGGGUCACGUGUACUCAUUGACCUUCCCCCUCCUCCCUCCUUACGCCAUGCUCUUAGCCAACUGAUUUUUUUUUGUUUGUUUUGACAUGAUAUCCAACUCGUCUUUCACCUCUAAAGUUUUCGUCUUCUUGAAGAGACAUGUUUUUCCUGUCGAAGUUCUUUCAUGUUUUCGUCGUAACUAUAACCAGUUGCAAAAAUGUUGUGACAUCUUGAGCAAAAAGUGCAUUGACCGACUUCAUUAGGAAGUCGACAAGAAAUUUAGUGCAAAAAACCAAAAGUCAUCCCCCUUCCCCAAUUCAAUCUCGUUCAUCGGUUUUGUACGUGAUACUGCUUAGCUAUAUCAACAUUGCAGAGGGUGGAGUGGGGGAUACAUUAUGUUGCAUCACACGGUGAACAGUUAUCUCUUGUCGUGGUAACAUAUCUCAACUACUUUUGCAACUUUUUGUAGCAUUGGAAAUUUUGGGAGUCUCUCAAGGAAAACGCCUUAAAGAAAAAGCUUACCCCUUUGCCCACCAUAUCGUUGUUUCGCACCCCAAUUAUUGUACCACAGUAACAUUUGUUGUUUCACUCGUGAUCUCAUCAGGUUUCCUGAAGCGAAUGGUACUUGACAUUUGGACAGUAUUUGAAGGAGCUCAGGACAGAAAACCUGCUCCACCAAGUAUUAAACAUGUGGAUAGCAUUGAUAGCAGAACCUACAACAAGGUUUGACUGUCACAACAUGAUUCCCUCGAUAUGUCAUGGAUCCGGCAUUGUUUUGUUUGUCUAAAAGGUUUGGUGUUUUUGCCUCCUUUUUGUAGUCCAUGAACAAUCUGUUGAGCGUUUUAUCAGCGUUUCCUGCUGUAUACGAGGUUCUCGCAGACGCUUACCGCCCAUCCACCUCUGGUUCAGAGAUCGAGGAAGCCGUGACAAAUAGAGAAGCUUUCUCUGCUCCUGUCAGUAUUAUGGUGAGUAGAGCACUUUACAUUUUGAAUACAGGGCGGUGAGUGAUAGGUGUGUAGGACUUAUCUUUAGUAAACCGGUGAAGCUCUCUUUCGGAGCCCUAGCAGGAAUUAGUGGUUUCAUUAGGCAACAAUCACUCUCUAGUAGCAAUGGCAACCGAAAAGUAUUGCUGGUAGCGUACAAUGUCGAUGAAAUCAGUUAAACAAAAUGCUCCAGGGUUGCUGACUGAUAGUAGCAUGAUAAUGAAAGACUCUUAGAAUAAAUUUCUUUUCUGUUUGGAAAAAACUCAUGUUCUCGCUCGUUUACCAAUAUACCGUUUAACUUAGGUACAAGAGGAAUGCUAUCAGUAAACGGUGUUCGUUGCAGGCUGCAGUAAUUCCGUCAUGAAAUUUUCGUUUUCAGAGCUAAGCUCUUUCUGAGAGAUCGGCUAAGUUUUCUACUGGUGAUUCUUAUGUAUAAGCAAAUUAUCUGAUGAGAGGAAUUUUGUGGUCGAAUCUUAGUCAUAUUUAAGUGUGAGUAGAAAAAUCUUAGAGUCCAGGAAAUAUUGUUUGACUGAUCUUUGGUUCUUGUCCCUUCAACAGGAUUUAGUUGAUCGUUUUAUCAUGAUUGACUCGGAGGAGAAGUUCCAUUCACUUUUCAACUUUGAACAGUCUCACCACUUUGGUCUAAGGUACGUCACUGAACAUCUGGCCCUGGUUGUUCGAAGGUUGUAAAACGCUAUCCACUGGAUAAAUUUCUAUCCGGUGGAUAACGCUAUAUGUUUAGCUAUCACUUAUCCGCCGGAUAGCGAUUUAUCCGUUGGAUAGCGUUGUCCACCUUUUAUGCAACUGGGCCCUGAACAUUAGCUUAUUUACAGUAAACAAUCACAAAAGAGGCUAGAAGAAACGAAUACGGGACAUGGAAGAUUACACAUAGCGACACUUUAAACAGUUUGUGAAGGGCAAAAUUAAAAGUUUUUGCCCCAGCAAAUCGUUCAAAAUGCAGGAUUUCGUGAAAUACACUGCUUCUUGUACAUCUCAACUUUUUGGUCUCUUUUUCCUCAGAGUUCUUAGUGUGCUGUGUUCCUGCUUGGACACAUUCCUCUUUUUUGAAUGCCGCUACAGAUUUCAAGAAUUACUGCUGCAAUCUCAGCUGGACAUUAGAUUUGACAACGGGUAAGGCAUUUAAAUAUAUAUAUAUUUUUUAUCAUUAGAAAAAGUAGAAAAGAUAGCUUGAUAUUCUUCGAUUCCAAUUUCUGUCACUUGACCAACCAAUGUGUUCUCUUGUCGUUACUAACCGAUCAAAGAUUUAAAUUGAACUUCGUGACUGAUACAAAUAAAAACAUUUUCACCAACCUAGUCAGAAAUAUCUUCUUUUGUUGUCGUUGUCUUCUUAUUGUUUGCAUAAGGAAGCAAAUUCACUUUUCUCGUCGGUGAAAUAAGUUACACGCGAAUUAUCAACCAAAGUCUGAAAAGGUCAGAAUUCAGACUUACUUAGGGUUAGGUUAUCAUCAAACCUUGUUUUUGAAACUGACACAGGUUUUGGCGGUGAAUAUUGCAUAAGGUAGUUUAAAGUCUGUUGCAUUCCUUGUUGCAGUGAUCGAGUUAAUAAGCUGUCUAAGAAUGAAUUUAAAGUUUCCUUCCGUGAAAUUGUAGGAAAGACUACAUUAUCGACAUGUGUUCUUUGGAGAGGAACCAUAUCUUGGUCAAGACCUAUCAUGUUGGGGGCACAUCUGAGAGGAUCAUUCCAGGCAGGACCUUAACUGAGGUAACCCAAAAGGUUCUCUUUGGGUGUAAGGCCGUAGCAUUUUUUAUAGCAUGUUUACGGCACUUUCGUUUUGUCUAGUUUACGUGUAGGGGUCUCCUGAAGAAAAAUUUACUCGAAACAUGUUACAGAUUGGCUUUAUUUCCUCCUUAGAAUGUGGAUAAUCCUUACCCUUGGCCUUUAUUUUCGUCUUAUCCUCCGCCAAAAGACUAUCUUCCAGGUGAACAGCAUGCCAAGAUUACAGCAUUUGAAGAAGGUGAGGGAUAUCAGCCCAUCGUGUUACUCUUCCUUAUGAACUGAAUUCGGGUUAGGUCACGUAAAAAACGCGUUUUUUAUGAGACCCGGCCCAAUCCUCGCUCGGUUUUUUCCCUUCUCUGCUACUUUGCUUCCGUUCGUUAUUGUGCUUCGUUUCACUACUUGAACGCCUUGAACAGGCUUGUUGUAGGAUUGAAUUUAAAUAACUGAUAUGAAACGUUAACUUUACAAUGUUUAAUUUCUUCCGCAUUUUAUGAGGAAGUCUAUCAGUAAGCAAUAUACUAAAAAUCACUUCAUUUAUUUGAGUAAGUUGUACAUAGUGCAUUGUCCGUGGACUAUUGGAGGUCCUCUGUGGCCUGAGAGAUUUCCGAGUUACAAUUUGUAUUUUUAUUUAUAGACAACUUAUAUAAAACUAUUUGAAGAACAUAAUGAGAAUAUUUAAAUAUGUUGCCAUCAAGAUUUGCGUGAAAAGCCAUAAUGAUUUCUUUCGGGACUGUUCCCAAUACUUUUUGUCAAUUAUAGGUGAUACGCUGUUAGAAUUUCUGGAAGGCAGUGAACUUAUGUCAGCAGACAGGUAUCUGAACCGCCUUCGUAAAAAAAAAUCAUUUGUUGAUUUAAUUGGGUGGAGUUAAAUCGAGAGAUUUUGCUUACAGGGGGAGGGGAGGAUGAGAAGCCAGGGUCUUUCAGAUCGAAUAUUGACGCCCAGCGUGGUACAUUCAAAACAGUAAUUGAAAGUAUGCUAAACAUUUGUCAAGUUUUCAGCGGUUAAACUCGCUCGCCUCUGAUCCAUUUCUCACCCUAACCGAGCGUAGAAACAGAUUUCUCCCUAAGGCCACCAAAAGGAUCGCAUUUUCCUUUCGCCCUUUCCUAACAGACGACUUAGAAAAUCGCUGUUAUUCGUUGCUUAUGUGUUGAAUCCUUUUUCCUUCUGUAGUUUCUCUUGGCUCCAGGAUUGUCGUAAGACGUUUUGUCAGUCCGUAACGUCUGGAAAAACCAAAGCGAAGGGAAAAGGUCAGAUCCAAUUAUUUAAGUUCUUGUCUGUGUUGUUGGAAAGCUCGUGUGAUAUUGAUUUUAUUUUUCGUAUUACAAUUUUUUCUUAUUGCAAAACUCCUAAUCCUCAACUUAAGCGAGUUAGUGAAUACAUUUCAUCAGGGAUGAUUUCUACAGCUCUGAUAGAUAGCAAUUAGAUGACAGUGUAUACAAUGAAUACUUCUGUUGUUCAACAGUUUUGAAAUUGCUACUUGACAAGGUUUGCACAGCUUUGACCAACGUACCCGAGGAAGCCAUCUUUCCUUUGAUUGACUUUUCAGGUAAUAGCAUUGGAACAGUAGAUGCAUUUUGAUUGUUUUUCAUCUCCAUCUCUUAAUCUCACGGGUCAUAUUUGAUUUUCAUGUUAUUUUCAUGUUAGCCAGUGAAAGCAGUCUGAAGAAUGUCGAACUAACAGACAUAGAGAGCUUAGGAACGAAAGUAGCAGUGCGGUACGGUGUUCAGCUGAAGUUACUCCAGUCCACCACGGACGGUGUGGAAGAUCUGACUUAUCUUCUGAAGUACUGCAAGUUCUUUUUACAAGGACAGCAGCGCACCACAGAAAGCACAUUACGUAUCCUUGUCUUAACCGUUCCUCAUUUGCAAUCCAUGUCAAUUUUGUCAAUCCUCAGCGUUCCAUGUCCCUUGCUGUUGUGUUGUUGCCUCUCAGCACCCAAAGGAAAUCAAAUAACUGCAAGGUAGCGGCGCAGAGUAGUAGGCCCUCGCAUCAAAAUCGACAGCAUAGAGAUUAUGUAAAUGUUCAGUAUUUUCCAACAUAUUUAUUGUGUCCGCUCAAUAAAUGUCUGCUUUAAGCGGGAUGUAAAGUUUAGGAGUUUACAUACAAGUUCAAAAGGAGCUUUUUUUAAGCCUAUUCGCUUGCAAUUGUAAGAAAGUUUCAAAGUUUGUUUGUAUAUAGCGGUCGAAUCAUUGUUUUGAGCCUGAAGUGAACUAAUAUUACACAUAAUGAGGUCGCUGACGUGAUUCAAACAACAUUAUUGCGUGACAUUUUCUUGACUCGCUCCCUUUCCUGAUGAAAGGCACUCUGAGUGGUGAGUAUGUCGGUCACGACUGGUUUGUGUCCACCAUUUUUCUGAUGAUGUACGGUGACCCGGAUCUGGCCUGGGAAUUCCUCUUCAAAUUCUCCAGUCUCGUUAGUUCAGGUUAUCUUUGGAUUCGCAGACUGCAUGCCUCGGUAAGAUAUCACUUACUGUUGGGUCUUCAUUACUCUAGCCCUAUGCCAUUUGCUUGAGAUCAGAUUUAUUGAUCAUAUGAUAGUGUAUUGAAAGCCCAUAUUCGGAACAGACUUGUAUAGCUGAUUAAGCCUACCCUAGAAAGGGGUUCUACUUCUCAAGGGUGGUUUGUUAAUCCAUCACUGGUUUCCUCCACUAUCCCCUCCUUUCUUGGCAUUUGGCUCGAUUCUCCUGGCUUUUCGCUAAUACCAUCUUAUACUCUGGGGUUGAGUGUCAUGCCACCAUGAGGUUACCCGGUUGGUACCCACCCGUAGUUUGGUUGUAGAAAGGUAAUGUUAGGGUAAAAGUCUUGUCUCCUUGAACACAAUACAGUGUUUCUAGGCAGGGCACUAACCUGGAUGUUUCGAUCCACAUUCCUUCGCUUUAACCAUCAUGCUACCGCCUGUUGCACAUUCUGCGGUUUUGUUCGAGGUCUUGGUAUGCGAUUAGAGUCACAUGAUGAUGCACGCAGUGUUGCAAGGCGUAAAGCACAGGUUUUGUUGAGUUUUUCUCUAACUUCUCGAUAGCCAAUUUGACUUAAGCUUGUGAUUCCUAUAUUAUUUCACCGUAGGUGCAUUUACCGAUGUCACUUACAGUCAGCGGUAUUCCUCCACUCUAUUCAUGCACUUGUCAUAACGUGGAGCUUAUCCUAAUGGUAUGUGCGUUUGUUUUUUUUAUUUUAACUGGCCUAGAUACUUAGAUCUAUCAAUUUAUAUUGCUCGAUAAAGUGCAGAUAUCAAAUGUAAGUAGUGCUCGCAGCCUUUUCUUUUCGAGCGCCUUUCGAUGGAGAGUAGUAAAAAUUUAAAACUGAAGUAAGCGAUGCAGAGCACCAAAAUUAUCACAGGAAACCUAUGAGAUCUCAAAGGUGUAAAAACAAGAAAACUGCUCACAGCCAGCGCGGGAAAAGCGUGAGUGACUGAGUGGCAAUUGGUUUUGUUUUACCAUCUGAUUGGUUAAGAGGAGUUCGUGAGAUUAUCUCGACCAAUCACAAAGAGAAGUAAGCCAAAACUAAAGCAACCCUGGAUUACUCGACACUCAAAUGGAAGUUGCCUUAGUUGACAGAGUUGCUUGCUUCGACCAAUUUCUCUUUUGUUCAUUCCUCUUCAGGCCGAGGUGCCUUUGGUGUAUUCUGCCUUUCGAAUGUCUGGUUACACACCAUCACAGGUGAGUUACGACGUCUAUGCACUUCGGAAAAAACAUACGGCAAUCUAUGUGUGCACUCACCUCUGUCCCUCUCCAACGGUUAGGAACAACAUUUUAGCUUCAAACUAGUUAAAUGGUCAAAACAGUUGUAAAAUAGUUUGGACCUCUCUGUGCUUGUACUGCUUUUGACAACCUCGAGCUGAAUGCAUUUCCCCGUCAGUCUCUCACUUACUCAGUCAUGAGUGCAUGCUAUUAACUUGUGGGUUUUUAUUGAUUGUAUUUUUUGUCACAAGAUCUGCCAACACUGGUUGCGGCAAUGUUUUUGGAAUUACCUCGACUGGGAGGAGAUCUGUUUGUAUAUCUGUACCUGUCUUACUAUGGGCAUAGACUAUCAGGUAAAACACAAGUGUUUCCGUUAACUCCCAGGAUGUGAUUACUCAUUCUCUCUAUCAGUGGCUAUAUAUUCCCCCUGGCAAAAUAGUGGUGAAAAUCAAGCGUUUUAUCAAGGUAACAGCCUUAAUCAGACGGGCCUGAUGAGUUUUUUGUAUUCUCAAUUCUCGCUUGCUGUAUACGUCAUCGAUGAGAAACUGCAUCAUAAUCAGUUUUUGGACAGAGUUAAGCUUAUUAUGCUCAACCCAAGCAAGUGACGUAAAUUAUCUAUGAGUGCACAGUAAUUAACGCAUGUGUAGCACAGGAGAACCACUUUGCCUCAUACGUGAAAUAAAAGUUCGAACGUCAUGAUAUUUCCAAGCUUGUAUAAUACCUCGCAGAAACAGAUAGAAAUGAAUCUUUAGAAUUUUUUCCCACUGAUACCUUUGGCGAACCACUAAGUACCUGACACUAAAGGGAAAGGAGAGAAUGGAAGGCAUGCGUACUACCGUUGUAAAAUUGUAGGGUUAUUUUUCUUUUUGGUCUCCAUAAUUGUGUUUAACUGGACUCUUGGCUAUUUAUUACCGAUUUUGGGAUGUUGUAAAUUAUCACGUGUUGCGCCAUCGGGCAGAAUGCGUGGACAUCAUUGAUUAUUCAUAACCGAUAAAGCGGCAAAUUUGAACGCGACCUCGCUUUGAAGAGCCCUAAAUUAGAGAAGAAAAGGCCAAAAGUGGGUCACUAGGCUUCGUAAAACUCACCUUUCUGAGUUUAAGAAAAGUUUGCUUCUAAAUCAACGCACGGCUUUUUGAAGAUUAAAGAUGUAUCUACAAUUUGCCCCUAAAAUGAACGAUUUUUAUGAAGUAGAAGCAUUAUCCUUUUGCACUUGAAAAUGCUCAAACUUUGGCCAUCUUUAGUCUGAGAGUCAUGUUCAAGAGCGAUUUUCUGAAAACCCAUAUUACUCACGACAAAUCAACGCAUGGAAAAUGGCAGAUCAAUUUCUUCGCUAACAGAAUCCGUUUUAAUUUUGAAAAUUGGCCGACGGGAGCCUUUAUCCUAUUCAAUUUAGAAAAUUAUAGUCGCAGUUACGUUCAAAAAUGGUGCGUUUUGAGCGAGCGAGCGAGCCAUUGUCUUCAGCCCACCAUGAAUAACGAUACAGGUCAAACUAAACAAUGCCCAUUGUUGAAGCCCUUUUACUGGUAAAAUUAUUCACAAUUUCCACAAAUUUUAAAACUGCUACGUGCAUCAGCUGUCAAACCUUCGCUUUACAGACUUAAUUAAAUCAUGACGGUGUCAUCGACCAGCACGCUGUUAGAGAUCGGAGCUCUUUUCAGACCUCACUAAAUCCCUUAUCGCCCUGCAAUCUGUAUGCGAUCGGUAGCUGAUGAUCAGUUUCAGUCCAGGGAUAGCACGAGCAUAAAAAGCUCGAUAGAAACUGCGAUCCUACAAAAUAGCGCAUUUGUUCGUAUGCUUAUCUUCGUUCGCUUUUUCUUUCAUCGAUUCGAAAAAACUUACGUUAGAGCGAUUCAGAAACUUUAUUUGUACUUCAUUCACGAUAAAAUUAAUUUUAAGAUGAGACAGUCGAUUCCCAAGCAGGAAAUGAUAGAAAACACCCGCUGUUUAUCAAACUGUCGUAGACUUGGUAUGAAGCGAAUGUAUGUAUAUUAAGAGGGCUUCUUAGUGAAAAAAGAGACAAAUAUCAGCUCGAUGCAAAGAUGAAAACCAAGUUUCUGCGACGUUCAGAUAGACCGCCCAUUGUUUUAAGUAAUCUCUUUGGACAGAGAGCGGUUGAUUUUAUGAUUACUCCUUGUGAAAGAAGAGAAAUAAGCUUUUUCAAUGCAUGACACUCAAUCCCUCGCCUUUGAUUUAAUUUGUUUCUUAUCUGUUCAAGGUGUAUUAUUGCAUCGCGAUCCUGCGCCAUUUGCAACAGGACAUUUUGCGAAAGACACAACAGAAACAACUUUUGAUUUUCCUGAAGGUGAGUUCAAGCCGUGUUCGACCGGUUCUUUGCAACAUUUGUAGCUUAUUUCCGUCUGGUUCAAACGUUGGAUUGUUAUUUAUCUAAAGGCUAGCUCUAUUAUCCUUUUAAAAACCAGUACUUUUACAUUUUUGUGAUUAAAAUAUGAGUAGAACUGUUCAACAGUCCAGGGAUGCAACAGAACGCGGGCUGAAAGAUACAUUCAUCUUGGCGGUACUCGACAUUCUAGCUUGUUCGUAGUUACGAUGGCUUACCAAGAAGCUAGGAUGCAACAGCAGGUUUUAAAGCACUAAAGAGAUUCAUACACUAUCAUAUAUAGAUUUAGGAAUCUUUGUAAUGCACAAACCUUGGAAUAAGGCACACCUCCCAAAGCCAGACAUUGAGCUCUCAUAGGUAGUAUGGUGUGGCAACCAUUAAACCUAAAGCUAAAGACUAACUUAACGUAGCUGAAAGUUUUUUUUUUAAUUUAUUUUUUUAAGGAAAAUCCAAUAGGUAAUUUCAAAGUUGCUGACCAACUGACGUUCAUGCAGGAAUUAGAGGCAAGAUAUCGUCCAACCAUCCUGUGCGAUCUUCAGAACAUCACCAAACCAUGACGUUGCUCGCUUUAUGUAGUUCUCUGCAAGUUGAAAACGAGAUCUUUGAAUUUCAAUCAGCAGCGAGAGAGUAUUCUAAUUUUAUAAAAUUUCCUGCAAAUUGUCGAGCCUUAAAUGAAAGACUGGGAAUGACAAAACAUGCGCAGCACGUGCACAGAAUCGUUUGCGGGAAGUCGAGUCUCUCUGGAAACAUCUUGACUAUUCGGGUAGAUUUUUACGUCAUGCACUGCCCCAGUUUUCUUGGUCCGAGCCCGAGUGUUUCGAAAUUGAACUAUUCACACUCGCUAUUGAUGCACUGGAGCUAAAUGAUUUUAAACUUUUGUUUAGAAAGGUCUUCUGAAACGGAAUUAUUUGUGGUAGAAAGAGUAACAUGGCCACAAUCACUUUUUAGAAAUAUUUAGAUAAGAUAAGAAUGUAUUUAGUUUGUCCAAUUUAAGAGAAAUUCCAAGUACAAGUAAACAAAAUACCCCAAAGGACUGUUAAAGCCUGGUGGAGGUGUUUUUAUUGCAUUUCUACUUUUAUUGUUAUAUAAAAUCAUGUUUGUAUAUAAAUGUAUACUAUACAAUUAAUUUAGUUAAUUUAUUAUUUAAAUAUUUGUAUUUAAAGUUGUAUAGUGCUCGUCCAUACAAAUAUUCUGCUGGCUAUCAUAGCAGAGGAACAUUUGAAACGUUCAAUGAAAACCUUUUUUUCUAAAAACAGUAUAAUUAUUGUUGCUGCUACAAAUAUGACGCUGUAUAGAAGGAAAAUAAAGAAGUCGGAAACAGGAUAAUUAGUAUUGACUUAAGCUAAUGUUGACGAAAUGAUUAUUAAAUAUC